Lolium rigidum is the source of this 1693-nucleotide messenger RNA. RefSeq names its product RCC1 domain-containing protein RUG3, mitochondrial. NCBI's taxonomy places the organism in Eukaryota, Viridiplantae, Streptophyta, Magnoliopsida, Poales, Poaceae. The transcript has 6 exons. The record is from RefSeq and is a predicted model, not a curated record. Gene Ontology annotation, molecular function: guanyl-nucleotide exchange factor activity. Gene Ontology annotation, cellular component: cytoplasm. The coding region runs from base 1 to 1308 and encodes 435 amino acids.
AUGUUGCGCCGCCUGCUUCCCUUCCACCGGCGCUACUCCACCUCGAACGCCGCUGCCGCGCCGACUCUGUACACGGACGGCGCGUACCCUGUGUCCCUCCUCUCGUGGGGGCGGGGCGCAUCGGGCCAGCUGGGGGGCGGCAAGGAGGAGCGGCGGCUUUACCCGGCGCCGGUCGCGCACCUUCUCCUCCCCGAACCGUCCCCGCGCCUCCCGCCCACCCCGGGGCGCCUACCCGCCGCCGGGGAGACGGAGACGACCGCAGGCGGCGUGGAGGUGGGGAUCUCCUGCGGGCUCUUCCACUCCGCGCUCGUCGUCGGCGGCGGCGCCUGGGUGUGGGGCAAGGGCGACGGAGGCCGGCUCGGGCUCGGCGACGAGGCCUCCGCCUUCGUGCCCCGCGCCAACCCCAACCUCGCCCCCGACCUCAGCGUCCUCGCGCUCGGCGGCAUCCACUCCGCCGCCCUCACCGCCGGCGACGUCUUCACCUGGGGCUACGGUGGAUUUGGAGCUCUGGGGCACUAUGUCUACCAUAGGGAACUGUUGCCGAGGAAAGUGGAAGGUCCUUGGGAAGGGAAGAUAGCGCACAUUGCCACGAGCGGAGCACAUACUGCGGCGAUCACAGACUCAGGUGAACUUUACACAUGGGGUCGUGAUGAAGGCGAUGGAAGGUUGGGGCUCGGGAGUGGGGGUGGUCCAGGUGAAGCUGGCUCUCUCAGUGUUCCUUCCAAGGUGAAUGCCCUGCCUGUUCCUGCUGCUGCGGUUGCUUGUGGUGGCUUCUUCACCCUUGCGCUGACUCCAGAUGGGCAGCUAUGGAGUUGGGGAGCGAACUCAAACUUCGAAUUGGGCAGAGGAAGUAAUUCCAGUGAUUGGAGACCACAAAUUGUCCCUAGCCUGAAAAAUGUCCGUGUAAUCCAAGUAGCAUGCGGUGGAUACCACUCUCUUGCUUUGACUGAUAAAGGUGAAGUUCUCUCAUGGGGGCAUGGUGGACACGGCCAGCUCGGGCAUCCCACGAUUCAAAAUCAUAGAGUUCCACUUGCCAUUAAAGCUUUAUCUGAGGUGCGAAUUGUCUACAUUGCCUGUGGAGGAUCAACUUCUGCUGCUAUAUCAGACAAAGGUGACUUAUACAUGUGGGGAAAUGCAAGAGACUGUCAGUUAGGUGUUCCUGAUCUCCCAGAAAUUCAGCCAUUGCCAGUUCAUGUUAAUUUUCUCACUGAUGGUGACGAGGAUCUGAGCCCUCCUCGUGUCAUCUCGGUUGCAAUAGGCGCUUCCCAUGCCAUGUGUUUGGUCUCGAGGCAACGAAUUGAGAAAUAGCACCCACUGGUUCUUUAGCUUUGUAAAUGCACUCAAAUUUAGAUCUUCUAACCUGCGAGUAGACCCCGGACAAGAUCAUGUUCUCUACUGGUUGGAGCCUGUCUAACCAGUUGGCGAAACUCCUGCUCGGUGAAGCCCAACAUCCGCAAGAAAUAAAAAUUGCUUUUCUGAUAAAACACAAGCAUGCUGCAAUUGCUUGAAUUUGAGCAUUGGAAGUUCUCCUAGUGGUAGAGUUCUUGAUGCUACACCAGGGAUGAAACUGCGAGAAGAUCGUGUGUAAACCAUGUCCUAUUUUAUCUCGAAUUUGAUCAUCUGCUGUAGUUGUUAAGAUGAAUCAAAUUUUGUAGCAGGCUGAUAUUACUACAGGCUUGCACUGGACACUGGU